AUGGCGAUUACAAUUAACUCCCUUUCUUUCUUUCAAACAAUUCCCACAACAGUCACUGCGAAUCAUCUGAAUGGACCGCUUUUGAUUUCAUAUGGAAUUGUCGAGGUGAUAAUUUCGCCUUCCGGAUUAUGGGGAAUAUUUGGAGGGAUCCAGGACAACGUUUACUUAGCAAAACGUUACGUGAAAGAUCAUUGGUUCACUUUAUUGGUAAUGACCACGAUCGACAUUGCAAAGAUUUCACUUUCGCUCACGUCGCGAGAGCGAAUGAUAAGAUCUUGCAUGGGCUCGGAUGUCAACACUGGACGUCUUGACAGUUGCAUGAAUGUCGCCGAUUUCAACAUCUGGGCAGGUAUCGUGAUUUUUGGAGUACAGGAGGUCGCAAUGAUUUCUCUUGGACUCAUGACAGUCCUUAGCGUAAGACAGAUCGAGAUGAAACCCAAAGAAAAGGAAAAGGUACCACCUGGUCCGGUAGGUCAGCGGUCACAUGAUAACCUUUUAGAGGAUGUAGAUCCUUCGAUGGAAAAUCAAUUAUCCCAACCCUUCGUUAAUCGGAACUCGCAACUCCCAGGGGAAAAUCGCCCACCUCAACAACCCGCUCAUCGGGUGUCACAGUUCCCAAGAGAAGGACAUCCGAAUCAGCCCUUCGUUCGUCGAUUGUCGCAAAUGCCACCACAAGCAUUUCCUCAUCGGGUGUCGCAUCUAAAUCAUCCGCCUCAACCGUUCAUCCGCCGAUCGUCACAACUGCCAUCUCAACAAUUUCCAGAAGUACUUGACCAAAAUUCAUCGCAACUUCGACGGACAUCCACGUCACAUAAUAAUAAUCACGCUUCUAGGCUAUAUUAUGCUGAAGUGAAUCGUCCGCAAAGUGCAAGAAUGUCUGGACACCUUCACCCACGGGGCUCAACAUUUCAUCCACAUCUUACUCCUACAAUUCCUAGAAUGAAUCCUCACAAUGCUAGUGCACCACACUCGCAGUAUCUACCGAAUCCGCCGCAUACACUUCAGCAGCAACGUCAUUCACAACGAUCGCAACUUUACCAAAAUCAAAAGCCACUGUAUCGGCGCUCGAUGAGUCAGCCACAAAUUAGAACCCCUCCAUUAUCAUCAGACGAAUCUCCACCGGUACCAUCGCAAGUUAUGGAAUCCGAACCAAUAAAACGAGACAAACACGCAUCACUUCGAAAUUCUAGAUCUUCACCAGACAUUAGUAUCGAACGUGCCGCAGAGGAAAAAGAGAAUUCUGAUCCGAUUCUUGAACAUCAACAAUUAUCACAGGAACCCGCUCACGACAACGAGCUCAACCCUUCACCAUCACCCGCUGCGGAGACGACAAACAAAUCGUAA
Acaulospora morrowiae is the source of this 1344-nucleotide messenger RNA. The record is from the annotation of a GenBank genome assembly. Lineage: Eukaryota; Fungi; Glomeromycota; Glomeromycetes; Diversisporales; Acaulosporaceae.